CGUUGCCUUGUGAAUCAAGCGCCAUAGUCACCGUAGUCCUGGCGACUGUUACCCAUCAACAACAACGGCUCCUUUCCUCCUCCACCACCUCCUCCUGCUGCUGCUGCUCCUCCUCACCCCCAUCCUCACCCCUUUCCUCAUCAUCACCCACAACAACCACCACCACCUCCACCAGCAAGAGCAACACCACUACAGCCCUCCACAGCCCAGAAACAAUAAUGCAGACAUCAGAGACUGGUUCGGACACAGGUUCGACAGUGACUUUACAGACUUCUGUUGCUGGCCAAGCAGCCGUGCCGACCCAGGUGGUACAGCAGUUACCAGUGCAACAACAGGUUCAGCAAGUGCAAACUGUACAACAGGUUCAGCAUGUAUACCCAACGCAGGUGCAGUAUGUGGAGGGAAGUGACACAGUCUACACAAAUGGAGCUAUACGAACAACAACGUAUCCUUACACAGAAACUCAGAUGUACAGCCAAAACACUGGAGGGAAUUACUUUGAUACCCAAGGAAGUUCUGCACAGGUGACAACAGUUGUCUCUUCUCACAGUAUGGUGGGCACUGGAGGCAUUCAGAUGGGUGUCACUGGAGGUCAGCUUAUCAGCAGCACUGGAGGUACCUACCUGAUUGGCAAUUCAAUGGAAAACUCUGGCCAUUCAGUGACUCACACAACACGAGCUUCCCCAGCUACAAUUGAAAUGGCGAUUGAGACACUGCAAAAGUCUGAUGGUCUGUCCACUCACAGAAGCUCUCUUCUCAACAGCCAUCUCCAGUGGCUUUUAGACAACUAUGAAACAGCAGAAGGAGUGAGUCUCCCCAGAAGUACCCUCUACAACCACUAUUUGAGACAUUGUCAGGAGCAUAAAUUGGACCCAGUCAAUGCUGCCUCUUUUGGAAAACUGAUAAGGUCAAUUUUCAUGGGCCUACGAACCAGAAGACUGGGAACCAGGGGGAAUUCCAAAUAUCAUUACUAUGGGAUUCGUGUCAAGCCGGACUCGCCUCUUAAUCGGCUACAAGAGGACAUGCAAUAUAUGGCUAUGAGACAGCAACCCAUGCAGCAGAAACAAAGGUACAAGCCUAUGCAGAAAGUGGAUGGAGUCACAGACGGUUUCACAACAAGUGGUCAGCAGACAGGCACAUCUGUUGAACAAACUGUAAUUGCCCAAAGUCAGCAUCACCAACAAUUUUUGGAUGCAUCUCGAGCACUUCCAGAGUUCGGAGAAGUUGAAAUCUCUUCUCUGCCAGAUGGUACUACUUUUGAGGAUAUUAAGUCAUUGCAGAGUCUCUAUCGAGAGCACUGUGAGGCAAUAUUGGAUGUUGUAGUAAACCUUCAGUUUAGCCUAAUAGAAAAAUUGUGGCAGACUUUCUGGCGCUAUUCUCCUUCAACAACAACCGAUGGCACUACUAUUACUGAACCAAGCAAUCUGAGUGAAAUAGAAAGUCGACUUCCGAAAGCAAAGCUGAUUACUCUGUGCAAAAAUGAGUCAAUUCUGAAAUGGAUGUGUAACUGUGACCAUGUGAUGUACCAGGCUUUGGUGGAGAUUCUCAUUCCUGACGUCCUUAGACCUAUUCCUAGUGCCUUGACCCAAGCCAUUCGCAAUUUUGCAAAAAGCCUUGAAGGUUGGCUUUCCAAUGCCAUGAACAAUAUUCCACAGAGAAUGAUUCAAACCAAGGUUGCCGCUGUAAGUGCCUUUGCUCAGACUCUGCGAAGAUACACAUCUCUUAACCAUCUGGCUCAGGCAGCUCGUGCUGUGCUGCAGAACACUUCUCAAAUCAACCAGAUGCUCAAUGACCUCAACCGUGUUGAUUUUGCCAAUGUCCAGGAGCAGGCUUCCUGGGUGUGCCAGUGUGAUGACAAUAUGGUACAGAGGUUGGAAACAGAUUUCAAGAUGACUCUUCAGCAGCAGAGCACUCUGGAGCAGUGGGCUGCCUGGCUUGAUAAUGUAAUGAUGCAAGCACUGAAACCGUAUGAAGGAAGGCCUAGUUUUCCUAAAGCAGCACGUCAAUUUCUGUUAAAGUGGUCUUUCUACAGCUCAAUGGUUAUUCGAGAUUUAACCUUGCGCAGUGCUGCUAGCUUUGGUUCUUUUCAUCUGAUCCGUCUAUUGUAUGAUGAAUACAUGUUUUACUUAGUUGAACAUCGUGUUGCUCAAGCUACAGGAGAGACACCUAUUGCAGUUAUGGGAGAAUUUGGUGAUUUAAAUGCUGUUUCUCCUGGAAAUAUGGACAAAGAUGAGGGCAGUGAAGUUGAAAGUGAAAUAGAUGAAGAGCUGGAUGAAUCUGGAGAGCCACAAGCAAAGAGAGAGAAGACUGAAAUUAGCCAGGCCUUUCAGGUUGGCUGCCUGCAGCCUGUACUUGAGAGUGGAGUACAGCAGAACCUCCUCAACCCUCUUCACAAUGAGCACAUUGUUACAGCUACUCAAACUAUCAGACAAUGCAGUGCUACUGGAAAUACAUAUACUGCAGUCUAACAAAUAUUAAAGCUUCUUUUUUCCAGAUUAUAUUAGCCCUGUUAAUGUUGGGCUUAUCAUGGGGGAGGGAAGGGAUGCAAAGAAGAAAUCUGAAGGUCAACCGUUGUCAAAUUUUAUCAGUGCUUGAACAUUACUUUUACUGGAGUUGUAAAAUGGAAUGGGUGUAUGUAUUUUGCCAGGUCUCUUUUGGAAGAAAAAAAAAGGUAAAUACAAUCAUUUUACACUGGCCGCUUAAUAUAAAGAGUUUUCUUAGUUUCAAGAGUCAAAGCAUUUUUGCGAAGCUUAAUGUUAAUGUUUUGUCCUCUUUAUAAUUAAAAGUAAUUUAAUUUUUCAUAGUUUUUACAGAAUAUUUUAAUGUUAACUGUUAGUCAUGGUGAUUUCGUAUAAAUAGGGUUUUAAUUAAUUGCACUCUGAAAUAUCAAGAAUUUUCCUCUUUGAUUUACACUGGAGGCAUUUUCAUUUGAUAGCAGCUGCAUUAAAAUUGUUAUGAAAAGGCAGCUUUCAUUGGAGAGGACUGGAAGAUGCUAUUUUGAUACAUUUCAGAGUGUUCAGGGGAUAUAUUAGAAAAUUUAUUAUAAUCCUAGAGAACAUAGACUGUCUUCUUUCUCAGAGGAGGAGCAAUUCUCACAGUUGCAGGAUAAAUGAGAGCUCUGAUCGCAUGUGGUAAUGUGUACUUAAUAAAUGUACAUAUGACACCAUUACAGUCAAUGCAAGCUUCCUUAAAAAAAAGAAUCAUUUUUAAUUAUUUGCAUACCAACUUCUCUCUUUUAAGACUACUGAUUUCAGGUAUAGUCUGCCCAAACAACCGACUCUGUGCAGUCUCCAUUCAUUUCAGUAGAGCUUGCACAAGAUUCAAACCAAACCAUCUUGAGAUUCAAACCAUUUAAAUGAGUGGAGGUUGUGUUACAGUUGUGCUUGGUGGAUUAUGCACCUCAUAUACAUAUGGGACCACUACCCAGAUGCUUUCUGCUCUUCAGUGGGACUGUAGAUGUUAGUUACUGAAGCUAAAAAAAAAAAAGCAUCUUGAUUAUUUUUUUUAAGUGUACGUGCUACUUGUUUUGAACUGGACAUGCAGGAAACCAUUCCUUUCAGAUGACUUUUUUUAUUCCAUGUCCUUUUCCUCGUGAUAGUUCAAUCUGCUGCUCUUGUUAAAGAUAGUUUAUAGGAUGCAAGGAAUGUAGCAACCUGCAUUGUAAUUUUGCUCAAAAUAAUUCCUGGUUCUUAAGUGGAUUUCAUUUUAUACAAAAAUGUUUAAAAGGCAGUGAAACUGGCACAUGUCACUUGUACUUAUUUCCCAAUUGCGUAGAAUUUGAAUAGGUGGCUAGAUGGACCAUUGCCAUUUAAGAAUGUACAUCAGGGAUCAUUGUACCUCGGCUAUUACAUGGUGCCUUAAACAGAACUGAAGCUAAGAUUUUCUUGUUAAUAACUCUUACAUUGAUUCAACAAAGUGUGCCUGUCUUCUUUCUUUCUCCCCUCCUCCCUUCAAAUUCCCUAAACAGUAAGGGCAGGUCACAUUAUGUUCAAAAAUCAAGAUUUUUUUUGUAUUUAUUAGAUACACUAUCCUUCUUAAGAGUGACAGCCUAUUUCUUCUUUAUAGCUGAAUUUCACUUUAUUACUAAUCAGAUUUUCUUGGUGGGGGAGGGGAGUGUAUGAAAAACAAAACUAGCUUUAACAAUGUCAAAGGUCAACAAAAUAGGUUAGCCAAUUUCCAAACAAGAAUUUAUAUAUAUUUCUUAAACCCUUACCUACUUUUAAUUUUUAAAAAGUAAAGUAAUCAAAACUUUUUAAAGCAGCAUAUAGUUACAAUUUGUGCAUAUGGUGUGUGUGGGGGGGGUCAGUCUGCUAUUUCAUUGAAUGUUUAAAUCUUACUAUGUUUUCUUUUUAUUCUGAUGACCUGUUACAGGUAUACUGGAAAAACAUUUCAUUGGUUUAAAAGAUACCUGAAAUUCCUUAGUUUGAUCAAAACAAACCAAAAAUGAAGGAAAGCACAAAGAAAAUCUACUAUAGCAAAGCCCAUAUAAAAUAUUAGGGGCUUUGUUUGUCAUUUGUCUGAAAGAUUAUCUUUAGGUUACAGUCACCAAAUGCUUGAACAGCAGGUGGAAUAUUGGUGUAUUUAUAGCACACAGGUUUGAUGCUAGGUUUUUCAUGUUUCAAAAAUUUCUAAGGAUUUAUUAAUUUUUUUAUUUGACAUUUCUACUUCUAAACUAAGCUUUAUCAAUUUUCUUAAAGUUGCAGAAUCUGACCCCCAUGGGCAGUGGGGCUAAGCUCUAGGUAUUGUGCCUAGUAAGUCUUGUCACAUUGUUUACUUUAACUUAUGCUGAUAUUAUAUUACAUUAUCAUUCUGUUCAUUCUGUUAUUUAAAUAUGUUCUCCCCCACUCAAAAUCCAUCACGUCUGUAGCCCUCACCAUUUUUUAAAAAUCUAAGCUGUGAUACUUACUCCCUCUCAUUGUGCAUUAUGAAAUGUUUACACUUAAAUACAGUGAAAUUAAAUAUAAAAACAAAGAAACACUUUUCAGCAUAGUUUUUUAAGGCUCUAGUAAGAAGAUUCUGUAUUAGAUUAGAUUUAUUUACUGAUAUAAUCCUUUGAGAUGGCAAACUUGUAUGUUUUCUUAUCAUUGUCUUUUCAUUAUUAAUGUUGGAUUUUUUUCAUGCAGCGAAAUGACAAAGAUGCAGAUUUAGUUUUCUGAGAGAGACAGGGCUUGUAAACCCUCUAUAAUUCAACUCUUUAUCCCCCACCCACUCCGGGUUGAUCACUGUAUUCAAGGUGCCAAAAAGAUUAAUACAUAAUUGUACUUCAAGUGAAAUCCUGAUACAAAGGUAAUAUUCUGGUCUGCAACAGAGCCAUGUAAACAAGAUGGAUCUUAGCAGCCAGAUAUUGCCCAAAUGUCAUCCAAAAAUGCUCCCAUACAUUGAUGAUAAAUUCGAAUAGCAGUUUUGGUUAUCCAGAAUUUAUCACUUAAUUAAAUUGCAGUUGAUAAUUUCUGCUUUUAUGUUUGAUUUAUUGUGAACAACUGGUAGACCUAACAAAUCAUAUGGGUCCACUGACCUGCAUUGUCCCAACAGGCUCUGCAACUUAAUCAGUAAGCCACAUCUCUGUAGGUAGCUUUCUGACACUGUACUACUUGUGCCUAUACACUUGCACCAUUCCUUGCAAAAUGUGAUGUAUUUGAUGCAUAAGGGCUGGGACCCAAAGAUUCCCAUGCAUGUGUCCAAGUGCAUCUGGGCUCUCCCACAUUUCUCCAACUAUAGGUCUUUGUACUUUGGAUGUUGCACCAGAGGUCUCCUGAUUUUUAGUGAAGAAGGAGGCUCAGGAAUCUCUGGCAUAUGCACAGGUGCUCCCCACAUAAUCCUCUGAAUCAUAAGAAUGAUCUUAAACAAAACAAUCAAUUUGUCUAUCGUACACAGCAUAAAUAUCGAAGUUACGUGUGCAGCACUGAGAUUACUCACUUUUGACAGCACUGCAGGAAAAUAGACUCAUAAGAUUUGUAGGCCAUCUUUCUUUACAAGUUGGUUUCAAGAAUAAUAAUGCUUAUAAUUAAGACUUUUUGGCUUUUGAACAAAUAAUGCAGUGAUCAAUGUAGAUCAUACUCUUGAAACUUCUUACUCAGAUGCAGGGCCCCCUCUUCAUAAGCUCUUAAUGCAAAAUAGUUGGUGCUGUCACUUUAAACUAACAAAUGUUUGUACCGUCUUGUCGAAAUUCUUUGCUUUGUGCUUAUUUUUGUAUUACGACUUGGAAUUACAACACUACUUUAGAAAUCAAUCACCUUUUUUAAAAGUUACCCGUGUGCAAUGUUACCACAUUUGGUUCACCAUGGGUGGUGAUAAUUGAAACAGUACUGAUGGUACCGUCAUUCAGGAAUGUACAGAUCUACAUACAAUUUCUUUAAUUUAAAACGAGGUAUUUGUAAACAUUGGAAACACUUUUCUCAAAUUAUUUUCACUGAAACAUUAAUAUCUGCAUAGUUUUCACAAGACAAACAAGAAAAUAGAUUAACAUGACAUUAAUGAAACCUAAUUUCAAUAAUGGAAUAGUUUUAUAAAAGGAUUACCCAAAGGGUUUUUUUAACUUGCAUAUAACACUAAUUUCAGAAUAUAUAACAGUGAUUUAUGAGAGUAGUACCAGUUCGUGAAAAUUGGGCCCUUAUUCCUUCAUUACAGGUCACUCUUUUGUAUAUAUGGUUAAAAAUAGUUAAAAGGAAGGGGAAUGUUAGGACUGUUGUUUGGUGACUGAAGAAAACUGGAACAGAAGCAUCAAUUCAGUGCUUAGGUCUAGUGUUAGAAAAUUCUUUUGAUGGUAAUACUUUGCAUUUAACCCUUUGAGCAUUGUAAGUUAACAUGAUUGGUAUAAUAUUUAAGAGAGCACUAACAGGAUUAUGAGUGCAGUGUGCCCACCUUCAGCAACAGCAAUCUGAUAUAAUGAAUACUAUGUGUCCAGCUUUGCAGUGGAACAAGUCCUAAGAACCUUGAGAAAAAAUAAGUUGUGCUCUACUUCAAAGACCACUGAAUACCCCUUGAGCCCUGCUAAAGCAAUUGCAGUUUGUUUGUUUGCUUUUUGUCAUACAUUGCAUUGAAUCUAGACUUCGAUCCAACACAUGUCUACUCAGAAGUAAGCUCCAUUGGGUUCAGUGGGACUUACUUCUGUGUGUGUUGGAUUGCAGCCUUAGUCAUUUUUAGAGUAGACCCGUUGAAAUCACUGGGACACUUAACCUUCUCAUAAUUUCAAUAGGCCUUUGCAAAGCAUGACUGUGUUCAGAUCCAACCCAACUUUGCACAUAUAUGUGCAAAACCCCAGGCCUGUCAUAGGAAGCUGCCUUUUAUUGAGUCAGACCAUUCAUCCAUCUAGCCCAGUAUUGUCCACACUGAUUGGCAGCAGCUCCCCAAUGUUUGGGGCAGGGGUCAUUCCCAGCUCAUUCUGGCGAUGUCAGGGAUUGAACAUGAGACCUUCUGCAUGCAAAGCAAAUGGUCUGCUAGUGAGCUAUGGCUCUUCUCCAUUAAAAGACAUUUUAUUCAUCAAAUAUCUGUAU
Messenger RNA from Rhineura floridana, 7493 nucleotides. It is a transcript of the gene RFX3, whose product is annotated as regulatory factor X3. Gene Ontology annotation, biological process: regulation of transcription by RNA polymerase II. Gene Ontology annotation, cellular component: nucleus. Bases 219 to 2468 code for a protein of 749 amino acids. NCBI's taxonomy places the organism in Eukaryota, Metazoa, Chordata, Lepidosauria, Squamata, Rhineuridae. The transcript is spliced from 17 exons. The record is from RefSeq and is a predicted model, not a curated record. Gene Ontology annotation, molecular function: DNA-binding transcription factor activity, RNA polymerase II-specific; RNA polymerase II cis-regulatory region sequence-specific DNA binding.